AUGGCUACCCCUGACAGGAGAGUAGUCUCUAGACCCCAGAGACCUGGCCAGGGUCCAAAGGAGAGCGGGGCCUGCCUGGGUCCCCUGGAGCAAGCCAUGCGGAGCAAGGCAUGGGAAUUCUUUCAGACCUGCGACACAGAAGGCAAGGGUUUCAUCGCCAAGAGGGACAUGCAGAGGCUCCAUGAGGAGUUGCCACUCAGCCUGGAGGAACUGGAAGAUGUGUUUGAUGCCCUAGAUGCUGAUGGCAAUGGCUUUCUGACACCAGAGGAGUUCACCACUGGAUUUAGUCACUUCUUCUUCAGCCAGAACAAGCCAGGUCAGGAAGAUGCCGGUGAACAGAUGGCCCAGCUCCAGGAAGAGAAGGUGUAUCAGUCCAGAGGGGAAGAGCAUGUGGGCGCCAUGGAUGACGAUGAGGAGACCCAGUUCCAAACGCUGAUGGACAAACUUGGAGCCCAAAAGGGUUUUGAAGAUGAAAGUGAUAUCAAGCAACUCUGGCUACAGCUGAAGAAGGACGAACCUCACUUACUGGCCAACUUCGAGGAUUUCCUGACCAGGACCUUCUCCCAGCUCCAAGAAGCCCACGAACAGAAGAAUGAACUGGAGUGUGCCCUGAAAAAGAAAAUUGCUGCUUAUGAUGAAGAAAUCCAGCAUCUCUAUGAGGAGAUGGAACAGCAAAUCAAGCAUGAGAAGGAGCAGUUUCUCCUAAAAGACACGGAGAGGUUUCAGGCCCACAGCCAGGAGCUGGAGCAGAAACUGUUGUCGAAGAACCAGGAGCUAGAGCAGCUCAUCCAGAAGCAGAAGCGGCUGGAAGGCCAGUGCGCCAUGCUACAAAAUGAUGAGCAUGAAACCAAGGCUGAGAACACCAAGCUGAAAGUCACAAACCAGGAGCUGGCCCAGGAGCUGGCGCGGACCUCCCGGGAGCUGCAGGAUGCCCAGCAGCAGCUGGAAAGCCUCCAGCAAGAGGCCCGCCAACUCCACCAGGACAAGGAGAUGGAAGUGUACCGCGUGACGGAGAGUCUGCAGCGCGAGAAGUCGGGGCUCUUGAAGCAGUUGGAUUUCCUGAGGGAAAGGAACAAGCAUCUUCAGGAUGAACGGGACGUACGUUAUCAGAAAGAUAAGGCAGCCAAGGCAAACACAGCUGCUUCCAAGGCGAACUGGAAACAGAGAUCUGGCUCUGUGAUAGGCAAAUACUUGGACAGCAGAGGGAUUCUUAGGAGCCAGUCAGAGGAAGAAGAAGAUGUGUUUGUCCUCCCACGGAGGAGAAGCUCCCUAGGCCUGAGUGGAUAUCCCCUUCCAGAAGAGGAGCCAGGGGCUGAAGGUCCACUCCCCCGGGUACUCCGCAGAAUCAUCUCCAUUGAAGAAGACCCCCUGCCCCAGCUCCUGGAUGGCAGCUUUGAGCAGCCAUUGAGCAAAUGCCCAGAAGAGGAGGAGGUUGCCCAGCAGAGGGUGGAAGGACAAAGCCAGCAGGCCAGACCCUUGGAACCCAUGCCUGCAUCUCCCCGAGGACAGCCUGUUGGAAAAGAAGACUUGUCUAAGGAGGAAGCCCCUCCCUCCAGCCUAGACCGACUCUUCAAAAUCGUGCUAGUGGGCAACUCCGCCGUGGGGAAGACUUCCUUCCUGAGGAGGUUCUGUGAGGAGCGGUUUGCCCCCGGCUUGGCAGCCACUGUGGGCAUCGACUAUCGGGUGAAGAUGGUGAGCGUGGACGACUCGUCCGUGGCGCUGCAGCUGUGGGACACGGCGGGGCAGGAGAGGUAUCGCUGCAUCACUCAGCAGUUCUUCAGGAAGGCCGAUGGUGUCAUCGUCAUGUACGAUGUCACCGCCAGACAGUCGUUCCUGUCGGUCCGGCAGUGGCUGAGCAGUGUGGAGGAAGCUGUGGGAGACUACAUCCCUGUUCUUCUGCUGGGCAAUAAAAUUGACAACGAGAAAGAGCGGGAAGUUCCACGAGGCCUCGGAGAGCAGCUUGCCAAGGAGAACAAUCUGAUCUUCUACGAAUGCAGUGCCUAUUCCGGUCACAACACCAAAGAGUCCCUGCUCCAUUUUGCCAGGAUCCUCAAGAAACAAGAAGAUACAGCGAGGGAGGACACAAUACAGGUUGACCGCCCUGCCAAAAAGAAAUCUUGCUGUGGCUGA
Neomonachus schauinslandi (Hawaiian monk seal) is the source of this 2130-nucleotide messenger RNA. It is a transcript of the gene CRACR2A, whose product is annotated as calcium release activated channel regulator 2A. Lineage: Eukaryota; Metazoa; Chordata; Mammalia; Carnivora; Phocidae. The coding region runs from base 1 to 2130 and encodes 709 amino acids. The transcript has 17 exons. The record is from RefSeq and is a predicted model, not a curated record. Gene Ontology annotation, molecular function: GTPase activity; calcium ion binding; GTP binding.